CCGAAGGCAGGUGUCAGGAGCAUCCAAGAUGGCGGAGCAGCCGGAGAAGACAGCUUCGCGAAAACCUGCAGACACUGCAUUCAAACAGCAACGGCUCAAGGCGUGGCAACCGAUUUUGACUGCUUCGACAGCUCUUCCAGUAUUCUUCAUCGUUGGGAUCGUUUUUAUACCGAUCGGAGCCAUUCUUUUGGUUGCUUCUGACGGAGUCCAAGAAAAGGAUAUUGAGUARACACACUGUAARAGRACUACRACUGGUGGGGGAUGRGAUGAUUUCUUCAAAAACGUGAACAAUUCUGGAAAAACSUGCAAGUGCAGCAUUACAUUCAGUCUUUCAACUAAAUURUCUGGUGAAGUUUUCCUAUAUUAUGGUCUAUCUAAUUUUUACCAGAAUCAUCGUCGUUAUGUYAGAUCCCGGGAUGAUCUUCAGCUAAAUGGUAACCUAAAGAGUACAGUUAACAAAGACUGUGCACCGUUUGAUAAAAACAGCAACAGCACGCCAGUUGCACCUUGUGGUGCCAUUGCUAAUAGUCUGUUCAAUGAUACCUUUGAGUUAUCAUACAUCAAAUCUAAAAGCAGUGCUCCAAUAAAGGUCAACUUGACUUACAAAGACUCAUCCAUUCUCAUACCCAGGUUCUAUCCAUACCURGSYGUCCCUCUCAACCGAAGGCAGGUGUCAGGAGCAUCCAAGAUGGCGGAGCAGCCGGAGAAGACAGCUUCGCGAAAACCUGCAGACACUGCAUUCAAACAGCAACGGCUCAAGGCGUGGCAACCGAUUUUGACUGCUUCGACAGCUCUUCCAGUAUUCUUCAUCGUUGGGAUCGUUUUUAUACCGAUCGGAGCCAUUCUUUUGGUUGCUUCUGACGGAGUCCAAGAAAAGGAUAUUGAGUARACACACUGUAARAGRACUACRACUGGUGGGGGAUGRGAUGAUUUCUUCAAAAACGUGAACAAUUCUGGAAAAACSUGCAAGUGCAGCAUUACAUUCAGUCUUUCAACUAAAUURUCUGGUGAAGUUUUCCUAUAUUAUGGUCUAUCUAAUUUUUACCAGAAUCAUCGUCGUUAUGUYAGAUCCCGGGAUGAUCUUCAGCUAAAUGGUAACCUAAAGAGUACAGUUAACAAAGACUGUGCACCGUUUGAUAAAAACAGCAACAGCACGCCAGUUGCACCUUGUGGUGCCAUUGCUAAUAGUCUGUUCAAUGAUACCUUUGAGUUAUCAUACAUCAAAUCUAAAAYCAGUGCUCCAAUAAAGGUCAACUUGACUUACAAAGACAUUGCCUGGGAAUCAGACAGYACUGUCAAAUUCAAGAACCCCUCUGGAAACCUCAAAAAUGCUUUCAGCAAAUURGCAAAGCCGCGUGAUUGGCAGAGACCUGUGUAUGAAUUGUCUACAGAUCCCAAGAACAAUGGAUUUAUCAAUCAAGAUUUUAUUGUYUGGAUGCGAACGGCAGCCUUCUCAACCUUUCGCAAGCUGUACAGGAAGAUUGUGAAGGAGGGUACCUUUGAUGAGGGUCUGCCUAAGGGGGAUUACCGACUGGAUAUCAGUUACAACUAUCCUGUUGUUCAUUUUGAUGGUCAAAAAAGAGUUAUCCUCAGUACUACCUCAUGGAUAGGUGGCAAAAAUCCAUUCCUUGGCAUUGCUUACAUCACUGUUGGUAUCCUGUGCUUGGUUCUAGGCAUUUGCUUCUUCAUUAUUCACAUCAAGUUUGGUAAAAGUAUUCCAUCAGUAAUUCACAAAUUUGAAAAUGUAUAUGAGGAUGACAAUAGUGAAGAYCUUAGGAGACUUGCUGGYCGUCAUUGAGGUAAGAUGUARGCAGCAUCUCUAACAUCUGAUUUGUU
This is a messenger RNA of Exaiptasia diaphana, 1836 nucleotides long. RefSeq names its product cell cycle control protein 50A-like. NCBI's taxonomy places the organism in Eukaryota, Metazoa, Cnidaria, Anthozoa, Actiniaria, Aiptasiidae. The coding region runs from base 29 to 1798 and encodes 589 amino acids. The transcript has 12 exons. Gene Ontology annotation, cellular component: endoplasmic reticulum; Golgi apparatus; plasma membrane. The record is from RefSeq and is a predicted model, not a curated record.